AUGCAAGUUACUAUUUCCUUGCUUCCUGUUUCCCUUUCUCUUGUCCAGAUACCCCGCUCUCGUCUCUCCCAACUAUCCCAUCCAGUACUGCACCAUGUUUUGCAGCCGAGCCAUACCUUUUUGAAUAUCACCUUCAAUGAAAUCGAGCUCAGUCUGUUUGCAGACCAGGAUAUUCUUCCGUCUUUCGAGCCUAUAGCACGAAAGGACAGACAGCGACGGCAACGGUCGCGCUCUGGCUCCAAUUCCAGCCGAAAAAGUGUGGAUGCACUUGAGCCUAUCGAAAUCUCGUACGAAAAAUGGUCUGUUUUGCAGAUCGACUCGCAUAGUGACCAGCUGGAUAAAUCCGGUGCCCGUAUCAACGAACUCUCCGCGCUAUUAGCAGACGCCGGAAUAUCCAUCCUGUACCAAUCCUCGUACAUGUGCGACUUCAUAUUUGUAAAAGAAUCUCGACUUCCUGAAGCCUUGUCAAUCUUCUCAGAGGCGGGAUUCGACCUGUACUCCCCCAACUCUCCCCCUGCGUCGCCUACCGCUAAGGUUCUCACUCGUGCAAAUUCACCAAAUCGCCCACUGUCUUCUCCGUUUCCCCGACAAAAAUCCCACUCGCCUCACGCCGGUCAGGUCAACGUCUUGGCCUCAGACCUAACAUGCGUAGGCCUUGCGGACGAUGGCGUUGAGCAAUGGUCACUCAAAGUCAUCAAGCUUAUCGCAUUUCCAGAUCUCAUAAAACCUUCACCCAAGAACAAAGAUUCGACGUGUUACCCCACCCCCAUUACCCCGUCGUCCUCGUCAUCUGACGGUGACUCUGUUACUGAUGAAGACGGGUACUUUUCGCAUUCCCCAUCAAACUCAUCUCCGGUGACCAGCACCAGCAAUGCCUCACGUUCGACAUCUGACCUCCUAUCUACCACGCCCACAAUGUCCUUCAAGCCGCCCUCCAAGCACCUAAUUUCACCAUUGACCCCCCUCCGAAUUGAUACCACCCCUUUAUCGCAACCCGCACCAGCACCUCCACCCCCGGUUCCGUUCUUCAGUUUUACCCGCACAUCGGAAGGUUCAUCCCUAACUACAGACAUACGACUUCUUACCGCACUCUUCCCGACCCACGAACGAUAUCUCAUCUCUGGGUUCGACGACGAAGCAGAAGAGGGUGAAGAGGAAGACUCUGAGCGUCUAUUCAAAUGCCUUCAGAUCGACCUCCGCCGCUUUGGGCUCGACAAGCAUGGGCUUGUGAAUCGCUUCUCACGCGUGCUCGAGGACGCGGGUAUAAACCAUAUGUACAGCUCGACCAUCAAGACAGCUAACCUACUAGUGGAAAAGAAGUGUGCAUUGAGGGCACAGGCACUUCUGAGGGCAUGUUAAUGACCGCAUGACCUUCUUUUUGGAUUAUCCUUAUACUCAUGACGCACCACCGCACUUUCGUACAUACUGCAUAAAACUGUUGUACUAGCAAUGUAGCCACUGUCUAUUUAUCGAAAGUAACCGUCCCACUCAUAUGUAGUACUCCAUACUCCAUUCCGAUCCAGAGAGAAACGUAAAGCUACAUAAAGCCUG
Messenger RNA from Guyanagaster necrorhizus, 1551 nucleotides. RefSeq lists its product as uncharacterized. Bases 1 to 1359 code for a protein of 452 amino acids. The transcript is spliced from 3 exons. NCBI's taxonomy places the organism in Eukaryota, Fungi, Basidiomycota, Agaricomycetes, Agaricales, Physalacriaceae. The record is from RefSeq and is a predicted model, not a curated record.